CCCAAGGCUGUAUUCUUCAAACGCCCAACACGACUGUGUUCUCGAGACGACAACAAACAUGGAUGUGCCUGCAGCUGCAAAUGCUCUAGGCACUCUUGGAGCAGUCUGUUGGUCAAUCCAGCUGAUUCCUCAGAUUGUGGUCAACUAUCGCCGGCACAAUGCGACGGGUCUUCAGCCGUCAAUGAUGAUGCUCUGGGCCUGGGCAGGCGUGCCGCUCGGUGUCUACAACAUCGUCAAGGGCUUCAAUGUCGCGCUGCGCAUCCAGCCUCAGAUCCUGACUCUGCUUAGUCUUAUCACCUGGAUCCAGUGCUACUAUUAUGAACGGAAAUGGACAGUGCAGCGAUCACUGCUCGUCGUCGGUCCCAUCGCUGCUGUCAUGGGAGGCAUUCAAGCGGGAUUGAUCAUCGCCCUACGCAUCCCCGAGUCUCGCGGUACUGAAUGGCCCAUGAUACUCAUGGCGGCGCUCUCGGCGGCGCUCCUCGCGGCGGGUGUCCUGCGUCACUACUGGGACAUCUAUAUCCACCGCACCGUGCGCGGCAUCUCGUUUAUCUUUGUGGCCAUUGACGCCGCGGGCGAUGUUUUCUCUCUCGUGUCGCUCUUCUUCCAGCCCAAGCUUGAUGUGAUGGGGGUUGUCAUCUACGCGACCGAGUUUGUUCUCUGGUGCGGCGUUUUUGCAUGUGGAGGCUACUACAACUUCCUUCCGUGGAUCAAGAAGCGGUGGUUCAACCGGACUGCUAAGAUGGCGUCUGUCACUGUUGAGGAUGAGUCUCCGUCUUCGGAUGGUCGAGGCAAUGGCGUUACGCUACACGAGAUGCCAUCGUCGAGCUCCGUGUUCCGCACAGCCUCGGUGAAUUCUGCCAACCUCCGUGCUCGGAAUGUAGCCCAAGGAGACGAUAACAUAAUGGAAUAAUUACAUGGAAACAAUUAAAAUUUUUAGGCUAAGUCCUG
This is a messenger RNA of Ilyonectria robusta, 948 nucleotides long. Its product is annotated as PQ loop repeat-domain-containing protein. The transcript is spliced from 4 exons. The coding region runs from base 59 to 910 and encodes 283 amino acids. Lineage: Eukaryota; Fungi; Ascomycota; Sordariomycetes; Hypocreales; Nectriaceae. The record is from RefSeq and is a predicted model, not a curated record.